AGAAGCGAGAUUCAUCCUUUGAUUCACAAAUAAAACGUCUGAUCAGAGAAGAGUUUCGUCUGCUGCAAAACAGCUUCUGUGCUAAAAACGAAACGCUUUGCCGCUCAGGACCGAAAGGUAAUGCAGGAAAACGGGGAAGACCUGGAACCCGUGGGAGACGAGGUCCCCCAGGGAAACCUGGGUCAGAAGGACCACCAGGACCUGUAGGUAUAAAGGGGGAUUUCGGAGUACCUGGGGACCCUGGUCCCAUGGGUCCCCAAGGACCAGCAGGACCCGCAGGUGUAAAAGGGGAUCUCGGCGUACCGGGGGACCCUGGUCCCAAGGGUCCCCAAGGACUAACAGGACCCGUAGGUGUAAAAGGCGAUCUCGGAGUACCGGGGAGUCCGGGUCCCACGGGUCCCCGAGGACCAGCUGGACCCGUAGGUGUAAAAGGCGAUCUCGGAGUACCAGGAAAUCCUGGUCCCAUGGGUCCCCAAGGACCAACAGGACCCUUAGGUAUAAAAGGUGAUCUCGGAAUACCGGGGGUUCCUGGGUCCAUGGGUCCUAGAGGCCCACCAGGUCAAAAGGGAGCCAAGGGUGAGCCAGGCCAGUCCAUCACGGCUCCUUCUCUACUGCAGAGUCCUCUUCAAACAACUAUCAAUCAAAGUCAGACGGCCGUCUUGAAAUGUUCAGCAGAUGGUUACCCAACUCCGCUAGUCACAUGGUCUAAGAUGAAUUCGCAGCUACCUGUGGGACGCCACGUGGUAGAGGCCAGUGGUGCUCUGAUUUUGAAGGACGUACGGCCCGGGGAUGACGGAGUCUAUAGCUGCAAAGCUAAAAAUCUACUGGGAAGUGUGGACGCUUCAGCGAAACUCACUGUACAGUGUAAGUACACUAUAACUGGUCAUAAUAUUCUGAAACGAAUAGAAUUACAAUUUCAUAUAUCGGCAAUUCUAACACUCCUAAGUUAGACUGUCAAUUAAACAAGCUUUAUUCUCUUUUUUUGUACCAGUUGGUCCGCAACUUUCAUUGUCAUCCAAUCGAGUGAGGGCUGAAGAGAAUCAAAAAGUAACCAUCUCCUGCACUGUUACUGGUCAGCCACCGCCUAAGAUCACGUGGUCCAAGGCAGGUGGAAGUGUACCUGUAGGCAGAAUCCAUGUGCAAGAUGGAACCCUAAAAAUCUUCAAAGUCACAAGAAAAGAUGGUGGAAUAUACAUUUGUAAAGCAGAGAAUAUUCUGGGUUCGGUGAUAGACACUGCUCAGCUUAUUGUAUACUCUCCUUUGCGGUUCACAGUCCUUCCUCCACAACAAGUGACUCCUUACUAUGGUUUAACUCUCCGUCUGCCGUGUGUGGUCGACAGUGAGCUGAGUACUACUAUUUCUUGGUUAAAGAAUGGCGUCAGUGUACUUCCGGCAAACACACAUGUUCUUCAAAGCGGCACUCUAGUUAUUGAGAACAUCAAGAAGUCCAAUGAAGGUUCUUACACUUGUCGAGCGAGUAAUGCCCUGGCAACAAUAGAAGCUAAAGUUAAAAUCAAUUCUCCUGUCAUGGCUACUUCCUGUUCUGUGAUUAAAAAAUACGCUAGCAGUAUAAGCGGAAAUUACGUCGUUGAUCCUGAUGGCGAGGGAGGUUUGGCGCCGUUCACGGUCUUCUGUGACAUGACUGACAAAAGUGGAGUUGGCGUGACUGUCAUUAGCCACGACAGUGAAACUAGAACACAUGUCCAUGGAUGUGAAAAGGUGGGGUGUUACUCACGUGACAUCCAUUACACAGGAGCGAGUUUGUCUCACCUGGCGAGUCUGACCAGAGUCUCUUCACACUGUGAGCAGUUUGUCAAGUACGAGUGUUAUGAUUCAAUAAUAUUCAGGAACGAAGGAUUUGCCUGGUGGGUGUCACGUGAUUCUGCAAAGAUGACAUACUGGGGUGGAGCGUCACCUGGCAGUGGUAAGUGCGCAUGCGGGAUGACCAACUCAUGUGCAGACUCCAGUAAGGUUUGUAACUGUGAUAAGAAUGACAAGGUAUGGCGCGAGGACAGCGGUCUUCUCACUGAUAAAACAAAGCUUCCAGUAAAACAGCUCAGGUUUGGUGAUACUGGCGAUAGCAACGAACAGGGUUACCACACCCUGGGCAAACUGAAGUGCUUUGGCAUUGCAUGA
Molecule: messenger RNA, 2136 nt
Organism: Porites evermanni
Lineage: Eukaryota; Metazoa; Cnidaria; Anthozoa; Scleractinia; Poritidae
Source: the annotation of a GenBank genome assembly